Messenger RNA from Cydia pomonella (codling moth), 3678 nucleotides. RefSeq names its product conserved oligomeric Golgi complex subunit 1 (gene Cog1). Gene Ontology annotation, cellular component: Golgi apparatus; COG complex. Gene Ontology annotation, biological process: intra-Golgi vesicle-mediated transport. The coding region runs from base 1 to 2787 and encodes 928 amino acids. NCBI's taxonomy places the organism in Eukaryota, Metazoa, Arthropoda, Insecta, Lepidoptera, Tortricidae. The record is from RefSeq and is a predicted model, not a curated record. The transcript is spliced from 13 exons.
AUGUCACAGCCUAAUUUACUUGAGAUAGUACCUGAACAACUAUUUCAAAAUUAUUUUAUAAGCGAAAUAGAUCAAGUGCAGAAAAAACUACAAUAUGAAAUUGAAAGGAAGAGGGAAGAAUUACGCGCUAUGGUGGGGGAAAGAUACCGAGACCUGAUCCAUGCAGCGGAUACUAUAGAGGAAAUGAAGACAACAACAGAAAGUACUCUAAACCACAUCACUGGUAUGAUGGAGACCUGUAAGAGCCUUCAUGAUACACAUCUUGUUGGGUUUAAAGUUGAUAAAAAGCAGACCCAUACUUCAAGUUUCAUCAAUGUUAACCCAAUGAAUGGUAUAUCAGUACAAGUUAAGAUGCUGAUGGAGAUUCCGGAGAAAAUUUGGAAAUGCAUUGAGGCCGAGGACUUUGUGAAGGCUACAAGAUUGUUUAUAAUGGCUCGGCACAUCAACACUGGGCUCCAACUGCAAAUAGGCGGCAAGAACGUGAAGCCGGGCAUGCAGUCCCUGCAGCGGCUGAUACAAGCACAGUGGAGUUCCGUGGCCAACUUCAACCAGACCAUCAUAGAUGUGUGCAGGCAGAGAUUGCAAGAUGUUGACAUCAGUGUAGAGGUGGCCAGUUCCUGCCUCACAAGCCUGUACAUCCUCGACUCCCAAACCAUGGUGGAGCUCCUAAACACCUUCAUAAGUCUCCACAGCAACAGCAGCUUGAAGUCGACCCUGCAGUUUGAGCUGCAGCACAUUCUAGAAGGAGAUGUUAAAGCACAGAUCAAGGAGAAAAUCGUCAAUGCUGUGAAAAUUGUUCUGAAGACUGUUGUUUUGGUAUACGCUUGUUUUGUUGAAAACAAUGGGGGAGUCGUGCUCACCAAGUUGAAGGAUUUGUUCCGAGUGGAUUCCGAGACUUUGGUUGAAAUAGUGCAGUUUAGUGACCCUUCCGCGCUGAAACUUUUACCCCCUGUUAUCGCCAACUAUAGAUUAUCAUCAAGCAAAGAAGUCCAAGAACUAGCAAAAGACGAAAUAACUACCUGCGUUCAAAAAUGGAGUAUAUGGGUAAAGUCCUUCAUAGAUGAGAGUGUGAAGAGUCUACUGCAAAACGUCACCAGGAUCAAAAUUCUGCACGAGAUACGUGAAGAAGCAUUUAAGAUAGAAAUUCCCGAUAACUGGAGCGCCAUAUGCUCAUCCCUGGACAUCCCAGAGGUCCACGUCUGGUGCCAUUACUUCCAACCACUCCUCACCGCUCGAGUCAAAUUUAUCAUAGAUAACAGAUGGAGUAAAGUCUAUGACGCCUUUAAAACCCAGAUCCUGGUCGAUUUGACUAGAUCUGUGGACAAUGAGGGGGAGAUUGAUAUUAAUUGGUUCGUGUGGAAGGACCUUAUUGGGGAUACGGUUAUAGAGUCGAGGAAUGAAGUUAUAAAGGUCAUGAACUCACUUAUGAGAGGUAUGUCCCUCCAAGAUCGCGGUUUCACGACCAACCUAGAGACACUCUGCCAAGACUUAGACAGCGAGUUACAGAAACUGCUAGAAGAUCUCCGAGUCUAUCUGUAUCGGGACAAGAAGGGGACGAUUCGGGACAAGCUGUUGUUUACAUAUGAGGAUGAGGAGGAACUGGCGCAAAUGUAUAGUGAUAGAGAGGAGAUUGAAGAGUAUUUGAUGGAUACAGCGGAUAGUAGUGUUGAAAGUAUGCUCCAAUACAUAAAAGUGUGCUUCGAAGAGCCAACUCUCCAAUCUACAGAAACCCAAAGAAAAACAACAGCGAUAUACACCGCUCGAUUCAUCCAAGCGAUUCCCAUAAUCAUGCUCAACCUACGCAAGUGCUAUAUUCCUGAAGCAACAUCCCUUACUAUCGACGAAAGUGGAUUGAUAAGAUGGAAUAAUUUGUGCGGUCUUUUGAAGCAGCAUUGUUUAGUGUGUUGGGGGAAAUGGAUAGAUAUAGUGAUGGAGAAAGUGGAAGAGUUGACUAAGGAUCUGCCGCAGGAGUUCACGUUGGAAGCAAACGUUGAUUAUUUGAUGAUGCAAUGGGACGUCAUAAAAAUAGAAGAAAAAGACGACGAAGGUAAAGCGAUUGAGUCCACAAUCAAAGUGCCGGCCGGACCAUCUUUAAAACUACAAGAAUAUCUGUACGCCGUCAGCAGAAUACUCGAUGAAGUCGUACCACAUACUUUACCAGUAGAAAUCCACACAUUAUUUAUAGAGAAAAUCACCACUGUCACUUUCGCACACUAUGAUAAAGUGAUAAGAGAGAAAGAGGCAGAUAUAAAUCAGAGGUGUGCGCUUCAGUUACUGAUGGACGUUCGACAUUUGACCUUAUUGCUUGUGCCGCGAGAGAAUAAGAAGUCUAUGGAUUUUUCUCAUGAAAUUUGCGAGUUUUUAAGGUCGAAAAUAGAUCCUUUCGACUAUGACGUCUUCUAUACGUAUGUGCAGACUAAUUUGAAGAGAUCAGUGCAAAGAGUUCAGACAUUGCUAGGCAGCAUGAUCCUCCAGCACGGGCAGUUGUCGGGUAUCAUCGGGCCGGCGGCCGUGCUGUCGGGCGGCAGCGGCGACCGCGCCGCGGCGCUGCUGGCGGCCGGCGCCGCGCACUGGUUCUCGCUGCUGCCCGUCGCCACGCCGCCCAGCCGGGAGAAACUCGACAAGCCGAUAAAGAAAAAGCCAAUGACGUCAGCGAGCCCCAACAAGCCCAGAGCCGACAACUCGGAGCUGAUGACGUCAUCACUGCCCAUCAACUUCGCCAACGCCCGUUCUGGCGCUGCGUCGUUCUUCAACUCGAUGACUUCCGAUUGGUUCAGCGGAUCUUAACCUCUUGUGUAUGAUAAGGACCCAAUCGAAUUUUUAGCCAUAUUUUGCAAUUUUUUGAGAACGAUUUUCGAUUUUCUGCUCGUUACGGCAAAACCGAGAUUUGAACUUACGAUUUUUGACCACCACAUACAUAUGAAAGGUUAAGUUAUUGUUUGAUAUAGUUUUUAUUUAGUAUUUUAUACAAUCGUGAUAUAAUGCAGAGCUUUUCAGUUGACUACCGUGUUAACACCACGAAGCUUGCUGAGUGGCCUUAGUAGGUACGAGAUUGAAAAGCUUGAUUAUAUCACUAUUGUAUACAAGUAUUUUAAUGUGUUAUCUACAGUGGCGCAUUUGCGGCCUUGGCCGCCCUAGGCCCCAGGCCCAUUAUUAAUUGAUAGCUCUGGGCCCGGGCCUUAAGGCAAAUCCCCCCACUGGUGGCCUACGUAUGUCUCGUAUAAAUGCGACUUUUUUGGAGCUUGUAGGUAAAGGUGCCGCACAAAGUAUAAGCAUUUUGAACUGAGGAAGUUUCUUUCUUUUUCAAUGACAAAAUAAACCGGAGAAGCGCGAGGAGUUCUAAUCAAUUUAAAAACGAAGAAAAAUCUUUAAAAGACGUAAGACUGCGUUUGUAUGGGACUGACUCGUAGAAUACUAAUAAAAUGAAUUUUUAUUUAAUCCCAGUGACUGUUUUGUUUAUUUGUGAAUAAAUUAAGCAAAUUAAUAAAUGUGACCGCGGCCGGCAAAGCGUCCCACUUUGUCACUUGCCAUAAGGACGAGAUUUGCUUGUAUAUUUAUACGAAUAACCUGUUAAGACGUCCUUGCGGCAAGCAUUGUGACGUUUUGCCGGUCGCGUUCAAAUAUAUUUAAAAUGUGAGUAAUAAUAUGUAAUGAUAUAAAAGGAGAUAUGUACUCUAA